Molecule: messenger RNA, 465 nt
Organism: Gamsiella multidivaricata
Lineage: Eukaryota; Fungi; Mortierellomycota; Mortierellomycetes; Mortierellales; Mortierellaceae
Exons: 3
Coding region: 1-465 (154 amino acids)
Source: RefSeq, a predicted model, not a curated record
AUGCCUACAAUCGAAGCCGUCUUUGUGAUCUUGUCGCUUUCAAAGGCCUUCGAACCUCCUUCAAAUCUCCUCUCAGACAUUGAUUUGCGUGUCGGCAAUAUGCCUGUAGCCUAUUUCGAGUCCUUAUCCCAACUUAGCCCUCAAUUUAGGCAGUUUAUUGACAAUCGUCAAUGCAAGCUGAUAAUGUGUAACAUCAACUGCAUUGUUACGAUGACAUUGAGAGUCCCCGGCAGUGAAGGCCUCCUUCGCCCUCCUUCCCGCGCUUAUUUCCUCAGCCCACCCGUCCCUCGCCCUCUCCUUGUUUGCGCCUCUCCUGCCUGCGCCUCCGCUGCUUCAGCACACUCUCGGGUCGACUCUUCCCAACACGCUAGUCGCUGCGGCAGAGACACAGCCCAGUCUACACCUCGACGCUCACCCAAAUCCACCGUGCUGUGUCCCGUGGUCAAGCAAGACUGCACCCCUUGA